AUGUCCUCUGUGCCAGUCCUCCUCUAUGCUGCACCCUCUGCCAAAGGAAAAAAGAAACUGUUGGAGGGGGAUGACCCCCAAGACCCAUCUAUGUCCCCUAAACCAGAUGGUGAGCAAAGCAGGAGCCAGAGCCCCAUCCAGCUAGGAGGGUACCAGGAGGACUCCCCCGAAGCAGGCAGGGAGCAGGAGGAGGCACAGGAGCAGGAGGAGGAGCAGGCCUUCCUGGUCAGCCUCUACAAGUUCAUGAAGGAGCGGCACACGCCCAUUGAGAGGGUACCCCAUCUCGGCUUCAAGCAGAUUAACCUGUGGAAGAUCUACAAGGCAGUGGAGAAGCUGGGAGCCUAUGAGCUGGUGACUGGCCGCCACCUCUGGAAGAAUGUGUAUGAUGAGCUGGGGGGCAGCCCAGGCAGCACCAGUGCAGCCACAUGCACGCGCCGGCACUACGAAAGGCUGGUCCUCCCGUAUGUGCGGCACUUGAAGGGGGAGGAUGACAAACCCCUGCCUCCGGCCAAGCCCAGGAAGCAGUAUAAGAUAUCCAAAGAGUUGCAGGUGGAUGACGGGGUGCCAGAGAGGCCGAAGAAGGAGGAGAGGCAGGCGGACCAGAUUAUUCCAGCAAAGACUAAGACAGAUGCAACCAACUUGGCUCAGCUCCCCAGCCAGGAACCCCCUGGGGACAGUGCUGUGCAGCCUGGUCCGACCCCUGUAUCUACUCUGCCUUUCAUGGGGGCCAGCUGCUGCCCCAAGGCCUACAAGAGGCUCCUGUCCAGCUUCUACUGCAAAGGGACACGUGGCAUCAUGUCCCCCCUGGCCAAGAAGAAGCUCCUGGCCCAGGUGAGCAAGGCAGAGGCCAUGCAGUGCCAAGAAGAGUGCUGCUGCCAUGGGGCAGGCCCUGGCAUGGAGCCCAAUGUGACGCCAGCAGCUGGCCCCCCGGAGCACCCACAGAACCCAGCUGAGGACUCCAGAAACCAACUGACCCCUCCAGAGGGCUUGCCAGCACCAAGGGUCAGCCUGAAGGAAGAGGCUCAGGGAAGCUCUUGCCCAGCAGCCCCUGUCUUCACUGGCUACUUCCAUGCCUAUCCCACAGAGGUGCUGAAACCCAUCAGGCAGCACUCCCAGGACUUCCUCCCUAGCCUAAAAGAUGGGGUGCUGUUGGAGCCACCCAGCAAAGAAGCUGGAAUGCUGGCCAAAGAGCCCCAGCUGGUAUUUGGUGGGGAUGUCAACCGCCCCUCAGCAUUCCACAAAGGCGGCUUCAGAAAGGGCAGUCCCUACCUCAAGCCCAAAGCCUGCUGGGUAUCCCCCAUGGCCAGGGUCCCUGCCGAGAGCCAGGCACCAUGCCCUGCCUUCUCCAGCAACCCAGGCCUCAGCAGAAAGCACAACCUGGAGGAAGCAGUACACGGUGCCAACAGACUGUGGGCAGUGUCUCCCUUUCUGAAGGAGGUAGAUGCCAAGGAAUGUGGGGUGAAGCCUCAGGGGCCCAGUUUAGCCAUCUCCUGCCUGCUGGACCCGGCCCUGAGGCCUGCCCCACAUGAGGCCUGCAGGGGCACCAUGCUACGCUGUCCCCUGAGCUGCACCAACACUGUGGACCCCUUAAAGGGCCAAGCCACGCUCCCUGUCAGGCCUCUGGUCAUCCCAGCCUUCCCUGCCCAUUUCCUGGCCAAUACAGCAUCGUCCCCUAUGGCUGCUGGCCUGAUGCACUUCCCGGCUGCAUCCUUCGACAGCGCCCUCCACCACAGAUUGUGUCCUACCACAUCUGCAUGGCACAUGCCGCCCACCACAAGCUACAUCGCCCCCCACUUCUUCCACCUCAACACCCAUCUAUAG
Elephantulus edwardii (Cape elephant shrew) is the source of this 1821-nucleotide messenger RNA. It is a transcript of the gene ARID5A, whose product is annotated as AT rich interactive domain 5A (MRF1-like). Gene Ontology annotation, molecular function: transcription cis-regulatory region binding. The record is from RefSeq and is a predicted model, not a curated record. Gene Ontology annotation, cellular component: nucleus. Gene Ontology annotation, biological process: regulation of transcription by RNA polymerase II. The coding region runs from base 1 to 1821 and encodes 606 amino acids. The transcript is spliced from 7 exons. NCBI's taxonomy places the organism in Eukaryota, Metazoa, Chordata, Mammalia, Macroscelidea, Macroscelididae.